Messenger RNA from Myodes glareolus (Bank vole), 1122 nucleotides. The record is from RefSeq and is a predicted model, not a curated record. Lineage: Eukaryota; Metazoa; Chordata; Mammalia; Rodentia; Cricetidae.
AUGGCGCCUGUCAGACCCACUCGAAGCCGUCGGGGCCACUUCCCGCUCAUGUGGGCCCCUGCGGGCUGCCCACGCCAGUCCCCCAGCUCCCGCUUCUUUAUUUACCUUUUGCGGAGGCAGAUCCGCACGGUAAUUCAGUAUCAAACUGUUCGAUAUGAUAUCCUUCCCUUAUCUCCUUUGUCCCGGAAUCGACUAGCCCAGGUGAAGAAGAAGAUCCUCGUGCUGGAUCUGGAUGAAACACUUAUUCACUCUCAUCAUGACGGGGUCCUGCGGCCCACGGUGAGGCCUGGAACGCCUCCCGAUUUCAUCCUCAAGGUGGUAAUAGACAAACAUCCUGUCCGGUUUUUUGUACAUAAGCGACCCCAUGUGGAUUUCUUCUUAGAAGUGGUAAGCCAGUGGUAUGAGCUCGUGGUGUUUACAGCAAGCAUGGAAAUUUACGGCUCUGCUGUGGCAGAUAAACUGGACAAUAGCAGAAGCAUUCUUAAGAGGAGAUACUAUAGACAGCACUGCACUUUGGAGUUGGGCAGCUACAUCAAAGACCUCUCUGUGGUCCACAGUGACCUCUCCAGCAUUGUGAUCCUGGAUAACUCCCCCGGGGCUUAUAGGAGCCACCCAGACAAUGCCAUCCCUAUCAAAUCCUGGUUCAGUGACCCCAGUGACACAGCCCUUCUCAACCUUCUCCCAAUGCUGGAUGCCCUCAGGUUCACUGCUGAUGUCCGAUCUGUGCUGAGCCGAAACCUUCACCAACACAGGCUCUGGUGACAGCUGCUCCCCCUCCACCUGAGUUGGGGUGGGGGGGAAGGGAGGGUGAACUCUUGGGAUGCCGUCUGUUGCCCUGUCCAAUGUGAGGACUGCCUGGGCAGGGUCUGCCCCUCCCAUCCCUCUCUGCCCGCGGAGCCCUGCACUCCACAUAUGGAGUCUGGAUGGACACAUGGGCUAGACUGUGAAGCAGCCUCACUCGUGUUCACACUCCACGGAACUGCCGGGCAGGGGCAGAGCUGAGACUGUGGUGGGGAAGCAGGACUGGCCUGAGUGACAGACAUGGUGGUUCCCAGAGGCUCAAAAGAAGCCAAGUCAACUUUGUUGUGAUUUGAUUUUUUAAAAACUCUUGUACAAAACCGA